Scleropages formosus (Asian bonytongue) is the source of this 6247-nucleotide messenger RNA. RefSeq names its product HMG box domain containing 3 (gene hmgxb3). Lineage: Eukaryota; Metazoa; Chordata; Actinopteri; Osteoglossiformes; Osteoglossidae. The transcript is spliced from 21 exons. The coding region runs from base 209 to 4072 and encodes 1287 amino acids. The record is from RefSeq and is a predicted model, not a curated record.
UGAAGGACCAGGGGAAGAAAAGUAGUCCGAAAGAAGGGCUUUCUUAUAGAUACGGGGACACACGAACUGCAGGAUUAAUAAAAUGGUUGCCACCGUCGGACGACCUCUGCUGAUACAGCACCGCACCACGGGCAAACAGACGUGAUCGAGAGGGAUAUUUUCGGGGGGAAGCGCUUAUGUGCACCAGAGGCUGAGUGCAUCCGCAGAGAUGGAUGCUGGUUAUGAGGAGACGGAAGUGAAAAUCAUCACAGAAGAAGUGGAGAGCUGUUACGCUUUCAUGGAAGUUUCCUCACCCAAAAGGAGAAGGAAGAGUAAAAACCAGGGAGACCAUGCGGAUAAAUCCAAAAAGCCGAGGUCUGCGUACCUCUUGUACUAUUUUGACAUUCAUCAGAGUAUGCAGCAGGAGUAUCCCGACCUACCACAAUCUGAAAUUAACAAGCGGAUCAGCGAGAGCUGGAAAAGGCUCAACGUGGCAGACAAGGGCUAUUACUUGGAGAGAGCCAAGCUGGAGAGGGACGGGAUUGACCCUAGCAGCCAAGGAGCGGGCACCUCCACUGAUGUCCCAGGCUUCCGGAAAAUCCUACCCCGGGCAAACUACGUACUCCUCCCUAAGGGGGGGAUUCCGGAAGAGGAUAGGGUGUCUGGCCCGGUGGAGGUAUGUAUGGAGACCAUCGAACCCCUGGGGGAGGGUCUCUCAGUGGGGGGCCAGCCUGUCUCGCACGAGACCCUCUUAUCGCUAGGCAGCGAAGUGGAGCUGUCGGAGCAAUGCAUUGCCAUCGAGGGGCUGACGGAUGAGACAGCGGCCGUUCUCAGCCGUCCAGGAGCUCUGCAGGAGAUUCUGUCCCAGUGCUCAUCCAGUGCCGCGCAGGACAAGCAACCUGCUGGCUUCCUAGUGAAGGAGGAGCCUACAGAAACAGGCGACGCUUACAGUGCCGUAGGCAUGUUGAUGGAGGAGGGGGGUGUGAGCAGCCAGGUGGUACAACACAUCAAGGAGGACGCGACACACCUGGUCACCAUUGUCCCUAACCAGGAACUGGUGGAGUCCAAAAUACCAUCUACCACCAGCUCUCUUGUCAUGGUUCCUGUUACAUCCAGUCAGGAGCCUGACCCAAAACCGUCCUUAAAACUGUCUAUAAAAUACACCAGAAGAGGGCGUGGAAGUUGCCACACACCUGGCUGCUCAUUCUCAUAUGUCACCCGUCACAAACCACCCUACUGCCCAGACUGUGGACAGCACCUCGGGGGCAAAUGGGUGCCCACUGCAAAGAAAGUUCAGGCCAAGGCAGCUGCUGUUACUGCCAAAUCGUCUCCACGGAAACUGCUGAGGAAUCCCAGCCAUCCAGGCACGACACACCCAGAGCCCGUGACGCAGCUCAUCGUUAAGUCGACCUCCCUGGGGGGUGACCGGCUGCAGUGGAAGGAAGUGGCGGUGACCGACAGUCAACAGUUGGCUGCUCCGUGUGCCCCCCUGGACAGGAGUGCUGGAGUCCAGCGGCCGAGCCAGGAUCCCACGGAGAUCAAGAAGGAUCCAAGGCUGAUAUCUGUGUGCAAAGUGCCAGCAGGGGGCAGUGUGGACCUUGUGUUACCCACUGUUGUGUCCAAGGCACCUACCAUCGAAAAAUCUAUGGCACCAUUUUCCAGUGUGAGGGCUAGAACAAGGGAGAAGAGUUCUGUUUUAGGGCCCAAACGUCGUGUCCGUGCUAUCCUUCCUGCUCCAACCACCGCAGGUCCUGGCUCUCGAACCACUUUCGUCCAGUGGGUCACGGUGCCCCCUGAAAAGGUUAAAGAGAUAGCAGUAUCAAAACUCAACGUCAAAACAGCUAAUCCUUCACUGGAGAAGGUAUCAGGCCUGAAGCCCAGCACGCUGAAGCAGCUUGGACAUGCUGUGAAGCCUGUCCACCAGGAGCAGCAGACCCCCCAUGGCAUGACCAAUACCAGUCAGUAUAUUGUGACUGAUAAAGGGCUCAAGAUCCUGUCCGUUGUGUCCUUCAAAAGUACGGCUUCUACCUUGGACCUCGGUCUGUCCACGGCGCGGGGCAGGGGCAAGUGCAAGAACCCAGCCUGUGACUAUGUGUACAAGAACAGACACAAGCCACCUGUGUGUCCCACCUGUGGCUGGGAGCUCAGCAAGAAGGACAGCAAGAAGCCUGGGCUUACGAGCGGGUCAGAACCUGACUCAGCCGGCUUCCUGGACCCAUACCGCCCCCUGAGCCCGGCACAGAAGGAGACGCAGCGCCAGUCGACCCUGCAGCUGCUGCGGCGCUCGAUCCAGCUCCCGGAGAGCGAGGCAGAGCUGCAGGAGGUCAUGGCACUGAUCCAGGAGCUCAACAGCGCACAGGUGGUUCUGUCCGGCACUGAGGGGGAGAGUGGCAUCUCCUUGGCUGUGGAGCAGAGUGGGUGGCCGCGGUUCUACGAGUCGGCUGCACAGGAAUGUGCCCUCUGCCACUUUCCCCUCUUCAAGGGCGGUCAGAGCUCUGUGGCUGGCCAGGAGGACUGCUGGCUGCUGACAGACUCCCACAUCCAGACUGCCACAAUCCAGCUGAAGAUCUGUCUGAAUCCCCAGUGUCUGGCACUGCACAGUUUCUGUGAUAUCCACCCAGGUCUUUUCAACGUGGGAAACAAACUUCUGGUGAGCUUGGAUCUCCUCUUCAAGAUCCGUAGCCAGAUCAAGGCAGGCCAUGACCCAAAUGAAGCUGCUCUCAUGGUUCUCAACAGUGUGCAAAACCAGCCUGUUCACACACUCAACUCCAAGGAGGUGUCCCACAUCCAGGAGUUGCUUUGCAGUGGCUACUGGGCCUUCGAGUGCCUGACGCUCCGUGACUACAAUGACAUGAUCUGUGGUGUUUGUGGCAUUGUGCCCAAGGUGGAGAUGGCACAGCGCAACGCCAGCAACGUGCUGCAGCUAAAAAAUGUGGAGUUCACGUGGCCAGACUUCCAGGCAGCCGACGAAGUGAAUGUAGAUGACUUCUGGCUCACCAUGGAGAGCGAGGCCAUCGAGCAAGCGGCUUUUCCCUCCAGCAUUCCCAUCACCAAGUUUGACGCCUCCAUCAUUGCUCCCUUCUUUCCGCCUCUCAUUAGGAACUCCGUCGUUAUCAACACUGAGAAGGACAAGAAUGUCUUCGACGUCGCACCUGCAGGUGACCCGUCAGCUUUGGUUCGCCAGAUCCACGAGGGUGCUUUGAAGCCGGAGCAGAUCCAGGGCCACAGCAUGGAGGAGCUGAGGGUGGUUCUGGAGCGUUGUGGCAUCCCUUGUGGGCCAGAAAGUUCUAAGGGCCAGAUGAUGGGCUUGGUAUGUGCACUGUAUGCCCAUGUACAGAAUGGCUUCGUGUCCAGCCCCCAGCCCCCUCCUCACCUGACCGCUGGCAAGCUGUACAAGAUGUGUCCACACCAGGUGGUGUGUGGCUCCAAGUACAUGGUGAGGGGUGAGACCGCCCGCGACCAUGUGGACCUACUGGUGUCAUCCCGCCACUGGCCGCCGGUGUAUGUGACGGACUGCGCUCGACAAGUCGCGCUCUGUACCGAUGUCCAUUACCCUGACCUGGCAUGGCAAAUGUGGGGCAAAAACCAAGGCUGCUUCUCCGACCCAAUGGGUGAACUGGAGUACGUUUCCUGUGCAGAACUCCAGGAUCAGCAGUACAGCAUGGACCUGUCUGGGGUCGAGAGUUCUCCAGUACACCCCAUCACCAAGUCCUCAUCCCGCUGGAUCGUGCACCCUGGCGAAGCAGGCGAUGGGGCACCUGAACUUCGUCACCACUCUAUGGUGCUCUGCCAGGAACUGGAGCCAUAUCAGAAACUCGCUGCUGCCCAGCAGGAGUGCGAAACGGACGGCGGAGUCACCUCUGUGCGCCGCAGGCCACUGGUGUUUGACAAUGCUGCCUACUAUUACCUCUACAAUCGGCUGAUUGACUUCCUCACCAGUAGGGACAUCGUAAACCAGCAGAUCAGUGACGUCCUGCAGGGCUGCCAGCCUGGAGAGGUGGUGAUCCGGGACACGCUGUACCGCCUGGGUGUGGCGCAGAUCAAUACAGAGGUGGAUCCAGGGACGGAGCCAGAGGAGACAAUUGUGUCCUAGAGCAAGGGCGUGUACUUGCUGUCUGCAGUCUCCUAUCAGUGUCAUCCAGUGGCCCUACAGCCCUUGAAGUUCUCUAUUUGCAGAAUGAGGAAUAUUGCACUUUUAAGCAAGCCAUAGAUUACCCUGCUUAAAUUUAAAUCUGUUUUCUAAUUUUCUAUGAUUUGAGGAAAAAUGCUGCCAACAGAGCCAAAUCUGUUGACUAUGAAUCUUCACAUAAAUGAUUUUGUCCAGUUCACAUUAUAGCUCGCUAUAGAGUUUCACACGAGGGAGCUCAGUGGUAGUGAUCGAAUCUCUAGGGAGAAAAGUGUCUCCCGUUCUGGCUUUUAAAGUGUUCAACCUCAGUUUUUAAAACGCUGUGAUAUGAAUGCCCUGACAGAAGAGUGUAAACGUCAGAAGUCGACACAUCGCACUUCAGGCUUGCAGUUUCUGGAAUACUCCUCCACCUGUCAGGAUCUGCUUGCACUCAUUUUGACUGACACUGUAAUGUCCUUCAGCUCUCCACGUGCAUGGCCAAACCUGCAGGGACACAUCUACUGGGGAUGAGAGAGAAGGUGACAAUAGCGCCGAUGCUGAGGAGUGGCUCAGUGAUCUGUUUGUCACCUUGUGUUGCCUUGCUGCCGGGGCUGAUGGACAGUGUUUAGAGUUUAGGACGCACUGGGAAGCGUGAUGAGUUCCACUGUAAGAAAGCCUGUUUUCUGGCCAGAGUCGUAAAUGGAGAGACGUGGUGAAACUGCCUAGUAUAUCAAAAUAUGUACCGCUUGGAUGACCCUGGGUUUGAACAGAUGGAAGAGGACAUUGACACUCAUGGCCAACGUGAAGUUUUAAAUCUGGCCUAAUUUAUUUUAAAUUUCAACAACCAAAUAUCGGCAUGUAGGUUGUAACCUAUGGAUGACUGUAAAUACAUGGACUGAAAUGAGAAACAAAACAUAAUUGGCAUUAAAGUGGUAGUUCCACUACCACUUCUCUUUUUGGAAAGGCAGAUCUAUUUUGUUUAUUCUCAAUGAAAUCUUAACCCCAUGCUCAUCACAGGCUGAUCUAAGGCCCAGGCAGUCUGGUUGACGGCUCCAAGUGAAGCAAAUUUCAGCUGCAUGGACUUGGAGGAGCUACAAGAUGAAGUGAUUUGGUGACUCCAGUUCCCAGUAGCAUUUUUCCUCCUCCUGAUGUCAUUGUUUGCUUCUUAUUGCUGAUCUCACUCUUCUGCAAUAGUUAUCAAUCCAGCAGGGCUCAGAGAUGGAUUCUGCCUGUGCUAUAGAUGACCAUCACACACCACCUUGUCCUGCAUCCUGUGCCGCUUGCUGAUCCAUUCCUUUCUGCAUAUCCUGACAGACGCCAGUGUUUACUGUUACUCCAUACUUUGGAUUGUAUUUCUGCAUAGUUUUUUUUUUAUUUUUAAUUUUAUUUAUUUUUUUUAAGGGAUUGAAAGUUCAGGGAGUGUUUUCUCAAAUCCAACUUUCAACAUUUGACAGUUUUACGUGAAAUUAUUUCCUCCCACUGAGUUUUGGGAAUAAGCUUUCCUGAAAAGGUGAAUUACCAAGGUCAAUAAAUGCACGAUUACUGGAACUCUUGGGUUUUCUUAAUCCAGCUUCCUGUAUAUUUCCUUCUCGGAGAGGGUGGUCCCAAGUCCUCACCUAUCCAGCUGGAACUCCUCUACCUCUGAAAAUAUGUAUACAAGAGAAAUCUCUUCCUGUCAGAAUGGAGAACUGAUCUCUGAAAAGGACAGUUCUCAUGUUUGAGCUUGAUUUCCCCCCCCCCCCCUUGGUAACCUAAAACGAGCAUCAAGUUAUUUGGUGUGUGUGUGUGUGUGUGGCAUUUUCGUGCUAUGCGUCUCUGCAGCUCCUUGUUCAGAGCAGUUGCUUGUGCUGGUGUGCAUUCUGUCUUUUGUUAUUAUUGAAUCAUCUGCUGAAUUGCAGACCGGGGGGCGUGGAGGAAUCCUGGGAAAUUUUCCUUCUUCUGCUCAACCUCAUCCCACUUCCCCUUUUGUACCUGGCAACUGUCCCAUCUCUUCACCUUUGUGUACUAGCAACGGACUCAGUCGGUCUGAGGUUGGCCUGGUUUCACUGAUGAUGGGGAGACUCAUCCCUGCCUUCUGUGAAGGGACUUGAAGAUGUUUUAUGGCGUCCUCUGUCAUACGACAACUGUAAAUGCUCCUCUGAAAAAUAAACAUGUUUUACCUUA